Messenger RNA from Cucurbita moschata (crookneck pumpkin), 1024 nucleotides. RefSeq names its product very-long-chain (3R)-3-hydroxyacyl-CoA dehydratase PASTICCINO 2A-like. Gene Ontology annotation, cellular component: endoplasmic reticulum membrane. The coding region runs from base 180 to 845 and encodes 221 amino acids. Gene Ontology annotation, biological process: sphingolipid biosynthetic process; fatty acid elongation; very long-chain fatty acid biosynthetic process. The transcript is spliced from 10 exons. The record is from RefSeq and is a predicted model, not a curated record. NCBI's taxonomy places the organism in Eukaryota, Viridiplantae, Streptophyta, Magnoliopsida, Cucurbitales, Cucurbitaceae. Gene Ontology annotation, molecular function: 3-hydroxyacyl-CoA dehydratase activity.
UAGGAUGGAAGCGAUAAUUUGUACCACUUGUCAUAAUUAUAUUAGAAAGAUAUCUUCUGGAGGUGGGCGAUCCGAUCAGACGGCAAUCACUGAAGUAGUUCAGCUGCUCAACUAAAUGCUAUGUACUCAUUUUCUCAUAAGAUUCUCCAGAUCUUCAAUCGUUCUCCAUUUCUCCAUCAAUGGCGGGAUUUUUGGCAACUAUUCGGCGCCUGUACCUCUCCAUCUACAAUUGGACUCUCUUCGUCGGAUGGGUUCAGGUGUUCUACUUCUCAGUCAAGCAAUUGAAGGAAUCUGGUCACCAACAGGUAUAUAAUGCCGUCGAACGUCCUCUUCAGUUUGCUCAAACUGCAGCUGUUUUAGAGAUUCUCCAUGGCCUCGUUGGGUUUGUGAGAUCCCCUGUAACAGCAACGUUACCACAGAUAGGUUCUAGAUUGUAUUUGACUUGGGGCAUCUUAUGGAGUUUCCCUGAGGUUAGGAAUCAUGUACUUGUUUCCUCCUUGGUCAUCAGCUGGUCUAUCACAGAGAUUAUCCGGUAUUCAUUUUAUGGCAUGAAGGAGGCGUUUGGUUUUGCACCUUCAUUGCUCCUAUGGCUAAGGUAUAGCACAUUCCUCUUGCUGUAUGUAACAGGCAUCACUAGUGAAGUUGGUUUAGUCUAUCUGGCUCUUCCUUACAUGAAGGAAUCUGGGAAGUAUUCUUUUAGAAUGCCAAACAAAUGGAACUUUUCUUUCGAUUACCUCUAUGGAGCGAUGCUUAUUCUUGCAAUCUACGUGCCAGGAAGUCCACAUAUGUACCGCUACAUGCUUGUUCAGAGGUCAAAAGCUCUCUCAAAAUCCAAAAAAGAGUAGGAAAAAAUGAAGUUAAUGUUAUUCUCGGGUUCAGUUUGUCUUAAUUCAGUGUACUUUCCGCAUAUUUAUCCUUAAUUUUCAUUUUUGAUCCUUAAUUUUUAUUUUUGAUUGGCUUAGUCUUGUUAAGGACAUUUUGUUUCCUCCCUUAAUAAAUUUGUCUACUGAGACUGCUUAAUCAA